UUGUGCCGUUAGAUGGCAGUGUUGUUUUAUUUAAAAAAAAAAAAAAAAAAAAAACAGCAGUCCCCUUUCAAUUGUUGUCCGUGUGCGGAACCUUUGGAUAUCGGCUGUUGGUGAUGACGGACUAUAAUCGGCAACGUACCCUCUUCGAGCAGUUGUUGUAGCAACCGUUUAAUAGAGCAACAGCGUGGAAGUGAAUGCUUUGUUCGUAAUAGCAGCUGAAUAUAAGUUGAAGUCCGCUAAAUUCAAUUUGUAUUCAUCUAACUUUUACGCCGAGCAGAGUUGGAUAAAGUUAGCUUUAGCUUAAUUGUCAGACUUCAGUUAGCUAAGUGCUAACGUUAAAUUAGCAAAAUACGUACAGUCCGUAUCUUAUUGAGUAGGUAACAUUAGUUGCUCAGCAUGUCGGCUGUCAGUAGCCUCGUCCCUGCACGGUUCUUGACCAUCACAGCUCACCUCGUCAUUGUUAUCACUAUCUUUUGGUCGAGGAAAAACAACGUGAAGGCUUGCUUGCCCUUGGAUUUCACGCAAGAGCAGUAUGAUGAUGAAGACAGGAAAUUGGUGGUGGCACUGGCAGUCACCCUCGGUCUGUUUGCUAUAGAGUUGGCUGGGUUCUUCUCAGGUGUGUCCAUGUUCAACUGCAGCCAAAGUCUCCUGUCACUGGCUGUUCACUGCAGCGCAUCCAUAUCCUUAUCUUUCUUUGUGUUUGAGAAGUGGGAAUGCUGGACUUAUUGGGUUAUUUUUGCCAUCUGCAGUGUGCUGCCGGCUUUUGUGGAGAUUCUUCUGUUUAUAUCUGUUUUUGGCCUGAAGAAGAAACCACUAUAAAAGACAGUCCUGAGGUGAAAUGCUACAAAUAAGGGUGUUGAUAUGACUUAACAGAAACUGUAGCCACAUGUCUGAUUUAUUUCUAAUGUUCCAAGGAAUAAACUUAAUAUUUAACAGACUUGUGUAAACAUGCUGCACUGACACGCAUCAAACAGAUGUACAAGCUGAUCUCUGUAAUGUUUAUUUUUUUAUAUUGUAUAGAUUUUUUUAUAUAUAUUUUGGAUAAAGUAAAUUGUAGAAAAGAUAGUACCCUUGUGUUAAUUUGUCAGUAAACAAUGAUGCAGUUUUUUUGUUCUCACAUUGUUGUCACAUUUCUAUGUAAAGUCUUAGAAUACUGUUGUAAUCCAAAUACAUUUCAUAUAAAUUCUUUCUUAAAUCA
Molecule: messenger RNA, 1198 nt
Organism: Centropristis striata (black sea bass)
Lineage: Eukaryota; Metazoa; Chordata; Actinopteri; Perciformes; Serranidae
Product: transmembrane protein 107-like
Exons: 5
Coding region: 397-819 (140 amino acids)
Biological process (GO): protein localization to ciliary transition zone; non-motile cilium assembly
Cellular component (GO): MKS complex
Source: RefSeq, a predicted model, not a curated record